AUGAAUUGGAUCAGAGGCAAAACAAUUAGUCGUGGAUCAUCAGCUGUAGUCUCCGUCGCAACCUCGCAGAAAAAUGGUGAUCUUUUCGCUGUGAAAUCCGCAGAGCUAUAUCGAGCAGAAUUCUUGAAAAGAGAGGAAAGAAUUCUUUCUACGCUUGAUUGUCCACAAAUUAUUAAGUACAUUGGUUCUGAUAUUACAAAUGAAAGUGGUGAGUUAAUGUAUAAUCUUUUUAUGGAAUAUGUUUCCGGCGGAACGCUUACUGAAGCAAUUCAAGAACAAAAGGGAAAGCUCGAUGAAUUUUCGAUUAAAUCUUAUACUGCUGAAAUUCUCCGUGGGUUGAAUUAUCUUCAUUCAAAUGGAUUGGUUCACUGUGAUAUUAAAGGCAGAAAUAUAUUGAUUGGGGAAAAUGGUGCCAAAAUUGCAGACUUGGGUUGUGCUAAAUGGAUGGACGAAGUUUCGAAUAUCAAAGACUCAUCAAGAAUUACUAAUUAG
Messenger RNA from Papaver somniferum (opium poppy), 492 nucleotides. RefSeq names its product mitogen-activated protein kinase kinase kinase 18-like. The transcript has a single exon. NCBI's taxonomy places the organism in Eukaryota, Viridiplantae, Streptophyta, Magnoliopsida, Ranunculales, Papaveraceae. Bases 1 to 492 code for a protein of 163 amino acids. Gene Ontology annotation, molecular function: protein kinase activity; ATP binding. The record is from RefSeq and is a predicted model, not a curated record. Gene Ontology annotation, biological process: protein phosphorylation.